Molecule: messenger RNA, 2871 nt
Organism: Lates calcarifer (barramundi perch)
Lineage: Eukaryota; Metazoa; Chordata; Actinopteri; Centropomidae
Exons: 4
Coding region: 16-2250 (744 amino acids)
Source: RefSeq, a predicted model, not a curated record
UUUUCCUGGUGUGAAAUGCUCCGAGAUUGCAAAGUUGGGUGGAGACAGGCCUCACAUUCCCCAGAGCAGAACAGGUUUUGCUCCUCUGCUGGAGGAAACUGUCACUCUGACAGACAGAUACUGGAAUUCACCACAAACCUGUCGGCUAAAGCAGAGUGUCUCGCCUCCCUCAACAACAGGAAAGUUAAUAACAUGGACAAACAAAUAGCAAAGACCACUCAAAGUCUCACUACUGCAGCAGAGGUGCGGGAAACCACCAAGAUGCUGAUGAAGCCCAAUGCAAACUGGGAGGAGUACCUGACUCCUGCACCCCUCUCUAUCGCCAUCAUGGGGGAACUCGUCUUCAUCUCCCACUGUGAUGACUUCUCCAUCAACAAGAACCCCCCAAAAGGUGGCUACAAGUUCAUUAAGUACCCAGACUCCUUCAGGGCCUGUCUUAUGCAGGUCUGUAACUCAGGCUGGCACGCAUUCAACGAGGCCCACAAGAACAUGGAUCAGAUCCGCAUUCACACGAGCACAGUUCCUGAUUAUAUGAAGACUGCAGUCAACAUUCUUUUCAACAGCACUGAUAAAAUAAUUGAAGCUCUCCUGCCAAAUCAACUGGAAAACAUUCGAACCAUUGCAGACGAGUGCGUGAUACUAGCAGACAGUGUUGAAAAGAAGUAUACUGAUGUUAUCAAUUUAAUCCAGGAGCUGUUGGAGGCUUGUAUCAAUGCUGAACACUUUUAUGGAGAAGAGAUGGAAAAGGUCAAGAUGAAACUGGAAGAAAACAAACUGAGGGAGCAGAGUGCAAGACAGCUGAGUGAACAAUCCAAGAAAGCGAUGGAGGCCAUGUCAAAGCAGAUGGAAGAAGCACAAGAUGCCUACAAGAAAGCCAUGGAUUCUCUUCCCUCUGGGUGGGAAAUGAUUGGCAUGGAUGUGGUUGAAUCGCUCUCAUCAGGGAUGACAGCAAUUAUGAAUGGAUGUGUUUCUCGAAUGGCUGAUCCUAUAGGUGCAUCAGCUUUAAUGCGCACCUUCAGAGAUGGAGCUGUUGGUAAGAAUGUUGGUGAGAAUGUGGAUGAGUUUGCACCAAUGACAGCGUACAGCAAGUCUGCAGAGAUUCUGAAGGUUGCAGGAUCUCUCAAACAACUUGUCAGUGGCAGUGAAAUAGACUGGGAGGACCUGUAUGAUCAGAAGAAUAAGAGCGUGAAGACCGAAUGGACUGAGGAACAAUUCAAAAGGAUCUCUGAGGACCUGGAGGAGAUGUCAGGAGAUGUGUGCAAAAAAGCUCUGUCACUCUGUAAAAGAGGCAUCACCAUCUGUGAGGAGCUGGCAACAUAUACUCCAGAUCAGACAUGGGAUGAGGAGAAAACUAAACAGCUGAUAAAGGACAUUAAGAAGUUGAAUGAUCGCGCCCUCACUUUUGACACUAAGAGCAAAGCAGCUUCAGGUACUCCAGCUCUUACCGCCAAACCACCAAUGAUGUCCAAAGCAGACAACAGCUCAGGAGGAAAGUCUGCCGGUCAGAGAGCAUCUGAGAAUGCUCGUUUCUCCAUCGAGCAGAGCCAAGCACAACUCAGUCAAGUACGGCAGUCAUAUGAGAAGAGUGUGGAGAACAUGGAGAAGAAUCAGAAAGAGCUGACUGACAUCCUGGUUGAAAUGCAGAACUGCAAACUCAAUGAGAUCGACUUUGACACCAAAAUCAAAAUGCUGGUCAAAGGUCUUGAUGCCAUGGGCAGAGUCAAAGAGCAGUGGGAGAAGAUGGUGCGCUUCUUCCAGAUGGUCUCCAACAUUGUCAAAAUCAGCCUCAGCAAGACAAUGCACAAUUUUAUUAAGGCAGCUGAUGACAUAAAAAUGUUUUCUUACAAUGAGAAGCUCUUUGUAAAAGACCUCCUGUACAAACAGGCCUUUGAAGCCUCCAACAUUGCCAGCCUGAUCCACAUGAUCUCAGAGACCUACACUGAAGUGUCCAACAAGUACCUGAUGGACAGAGUGAGCAGCCUGGGUAAGCUCAUGGCCAUGGAUAAGGAGAGACCAGAGUUCCUUCAUGAGCGUCUGAAGCUGCAGGAGUCCUGUGACGAUGCUCAGAGAGGGAUUCUGCAGCUGGUCCUGAAGAACAAGAAAGAAUUUGAGAGGCAGACCGAUGCCAGGAUGAAGAAAAUAGAGGGUGACCUGAAGGCCAUUCUGCCUGCUGCUCCACCUGAGGAGACGGAGAGAAUCAAAGAGAUCGUUCAGGCCGGCUUCAGUAAAGAAGAAGAGGAUUACUACUGAUUCAGGUUCAUUGUUUACUGCAGAAUCUAGAUAACCAUGGUAUAUCACAGUAUGAUACAGAAGCUUCACAUGUGGGUGUUAGCAAGUCCACCUCCUGGUGUUGGGUCAAGUUUUUUCCACUUUGCUGUUUCCUUGUGUUUUAUAGUGAUCAGUGUGAGACAGUGUAAACCUGAGUAUAAACCAGAGAAAUCCUGUCUGAUGAUUGUGUUCAUAUAAUGCACGUCUGACUUGGGAGAGGGAAUGAAGUAAUACAGAGAAGUAUAAUCAGAGCUAGAGAUGUGUGUGUGUGUGUGUGUGUCUGCAGAGAUAAAUCUAAUGUGUGUGCUGUAAAACAUCAGGUUUUCUCUGUCACAGACUGGCUGCACAUCUUCAGCACUCACUAAUUUUAGAGAAGAAUCAUUUAUUUCAAGUCGUCCUUUCUGUUCAUAGUCAUUUCUCCUUGAAAUGGAAAUGUAAUAGUUUUUGGUUUUCUUCUCUUUUUUCAGAUGUAUUUAACCUUUACUUUAGCUGCAUGUAAUCUGUUACAUUUCAGUCACAUUUGACUCUGGAUGAGACUUUGUACUCUGCUUGCUGUGCUCAAUAAAACUAAGUAGAUCCUCUUGAUCUACUGAAAAGACAGAA